ACAAACUCAGAGCCAGAUAGCUUCGGAGCGGCAAGGAAUCUGCUAAAUCUGAAAAUUUUAUUGGACUUUCCAUUUCAAUAAUCGGCCGAUUAAUCGUCUAGGUGGGCGAUUUUUUGAACACAGCCAAUCAAUCGAGUAAAUUUGUUUAUCUCAUCAAUGGCGAUGAAACCCAGUCGCCAUUUUUGCCCAACCAUUAUCACAAAGACGAAGCUAGUAUACUCGUUUCAAAGCUCCUUCUGCUUCCACUUCUUAAGGUACAGUUCUAAUGGUAUAAUUGCCUCUGGUUCGAGUAGUGAUCAAACCCAAUCGAAAAGAUUUAGCUUUUUUCCUGUGAACAAACUAAAAAUCGGGCAAGGAGAUUGUGUCCAAUCAGAGUGGACUACGAAGAAAGAGAGUAGAUACUCGUUGGCAGAAAUGACUCUUCCCGAACCGGAGCUAAGGAGGUUGAGGAACCUGACGUUUAGAACAACAAGUAAGAUGAAGAUUCGAGGAGCAGGUGUGAAUCAGGUGGCAGUGGAUUCAAUUAAGGAGAAGUGGAAGAGCUCAGAGAUUGUGAGAUUGAAGAUUGAAGGAGCAAGUGCGCUUAACAUGAGAAAGAUGCAUGAGAUAUUAGAGAGAAAAACUGGUGGUUUGGUGAUUUGGAGGUCUGGGACUUCCAUUUCUUUGUACAGAGGUGUCAGUUACGAGCUUCCAGCAGGAAAAUGGAACAACCAAAAAAGAGAGGAGACAUCACCUUCUUCUUUACCUGAAACUACAACUAUGGUUGCUAAUAAUGAUGAACAAGUGCAUUUAUCUCAGCUAGACCAGGAGACAACUAGUGGGGAAAAGAAAGACCAGACAUCUCAACCAGAAGUAGAAUAUGAAGAUGAAAUUGAUGAACUGUUAGAUGGUCUUGGUCCUAGGUUCAUGGACUGGACUGGAGAUAAUCCAUUACCUAUAGAUGCUGAUUUGCUUCCAGACGCCAUUCCUGGUUACGAACCGCCUUUCAGGGUACUUCCUUAUGGAGUGAGAUCAUCUCUGGGACCAAAGGAGGCAACAGCUUUGAGAAGACUUGCCAGAUUUCUUCCUCCACACUUUGCUUUAGGUCGAAGUAGGCAGCUCCAAGGCUUGGCAACAGCAAUGGUUAAGCUAUGGGAAAAGAGUAUGCUUGCAAAGAUUGCGUUUAAACGUGGCGUACAAUUGACCACCAGUGAGAGAAUGGCUGAAGACCUCAAGAAGCUGACAGGAGGCAUAAUGCUCUCUAGGAACAAAGACUUCUUAGUUUUCUACAGAGGAAAAAACUUUUUGUCACGAGAAGUAGCUGAUGCAUUGGUGGAGCACGAAAGAUUUGCAAGGACUUCGCAAGACGAUGAAGAACAAGCACGGUUAAGAGGUUCAUCGGCUUUUAUUGUCCCAAGUACUGAACCUACAAAAAAACUUGUUUCUGCUGGUACUCUUGAUGAAACUCUUGACGCGACUGGUAAGUGGGGAAAGAAUCUAGAUGAUGAUCAUCAUGCAGAGGAAGUGAAACAAGAGGUUGAGAAAUUGAGGCAUGAAAAUCUUGUCAGGAAGCUGGAAAAGAAACUUGCUUUUGCUAAGAGAAGGCUGUUGAAAGCUGAACGUGGUUUGGCUAAGGUGGAAGAGUGUCUAAAGCCAGCAGAGCAGAGAGCAGGCCAAGAAAGCAUAACUGAUGAAGAGAGAUUUAUGUUCCGCAAGCUCGGUUUAAAGAUGAAGGCAUUCUUACUUCUAGGUAGGCGAGGAGUGUUUGAUGGUACGGUGGAGAACAUGCACUUACACUGGAAAUACAGAGAGCUAGUCAAAAUUAUAGUGAAGGCUAAAACUUUUGACGGUGUAAAGAAAGUAGCAUUAGCUCUUGAAGCCGAGAGUGGCGGUAUCUUGGUUUCUAUUGACAAGGUCUCAAAAGGUUAUGCCAUUAUCGUGUACAGAGGAAGAAACUACAAGCGUCCUCCCAUGUUGAGGCCAAAGAACCUUUUGACAAAGCGGAAGGCUUUAGCGCGUUCCAUUGAGCUCCAAAGACGCGAGGGUCUUAUAAAACACAUUUCGGCUAUACAUGCAAGGGCAGAACAGCUGAGAGCUGAAAUUGAACUGAUGGAGAAGGUAGAAGACAAGGGAGAUGAAGAUUUAUACAACAAGCUUGAUGUGGCUUAUGCUUCUAGCGACGAGGAGACAGAAGGGGCAGAUCUAAGUGCGGAGCAAGUUCUGGGGGUAGAAGCCCAGUUUGGGGCUUAAGAAUUUAAAAUUUAGGAACCUUUUUUGUAUAAAAAUUAAAUUGGUUAAGAUUGUCAAUAGAAAAUGUGUCAUGAUUUUA
This is a messenger RNA of Eutrema salsugineum, 2308 nucleotides long. RefSeq names its product CRM-domain containing factor CFM3A, chloroplastic/mitochondrial. Lineage: Eukaryota; Viridiplantae; Streptophyta; Magnoliopsida; Brassicales; Brassicaceae. Bases 157 to 2229 code for a protein of 690 amino acids. The record is from RefSeq and is a predicted model, not a curated record. The transcript has 9 exons. Gene Ontology annotation, molecular function: mRNA binding. Gene Ontology annotation, biological process: RNA splicing, via transesterification reactions.